Medicago truncatula (barrel medic) is the source of this 762-nucleotide messenger RNA. Its product is annotated as F-box/kelch-repeat protein At3g18720. The transcript has a single exon. Bases 1 to 762 code for a protein of 253 amino acids. The record is from RefSeq and is a predicted model, not a curated record. NCBI's taxonomy places the organism in Eukaryota, Viridiplantae, Streptophyta, Magnoliopsida, Fabales, Fabaceae.
AUGAAUUAUGAAAUUUGUUGUUCAAAAGAUGGUUGGCUAUUACUAGUUGGAGUUAAUAAAAGUUUUCAAUUUUUCUUCAACCCCUUUACAAAAGAAGAUCUACCACUUCCAUUUGAGCAUAAACGAAUCACGAAUAUCAGGUGUUUUGGCAUGUCACAUUCUCCAACCUCUUUUGACUGUGUGACUGUUCAGUUGGAUAAUGGAUCAUCUACCAUUACGACAGUAGCCUAUGUACAUUUCCUUUCGGAAGGAGUUGGUGACCGUAUCAGUUUUAAAGACUUGACAUUUCCUCACUACUCCACAAGUCCUGCUUUUCAUAAUGGAUUAUUUUAUUUUCUUAUCUUAACAGGGAAGUUAGCAGUUAUAAAUCCAACUAGAGGAGAAAUAAGUUGGAAAGUACUUGAGGAACCUCAAGCUCCAUGUAGCAGCUGCUUCAACAACUUUCUAGUUGAAUGUGAUGGCAAUCUAUUGGCAGUAUUUGAGAUUUCUCUUGGAAAGGAGGGGGUUAGAGUUUUCAAGUUGGAUGAGUCUACAAUGACAUGGAUGAAAAUUGAAAGUCUGAAAAAUCAUAUGCUUUUUGUUGGCAAAACAUCCUUUUCAGCUGUGGCAAACAUUCCUGGACUCAAGUCGGAUGAGUCCAUAAAAGUUAUAAAUGCACAUUUUACAUCAUCUUGCUUAAUAAUUAUAGCUCUAAAUCUCUUAUCUUUUCUCACCACCAACAACAGAAGAUUAUUUUUGUUUGCUAUUAGUUGUUUCAAGUAA